CCGAAUGUGUGCGUACAGUUUGGUUCGGCUAACAGUCGGAUUCCUUCGAGCACGGCGACCAAAAAUUUGAGGAUGUCUUCUUCUCCAAAACGAAGCUUACAGUCUUGGUGGUCUCCAGCUAAGAAGUGGCUCGCCUCUCAUGGUUCAAUUUUCAAUGGUUUCCUGGGUGCUAGAGGAAACCAAUGGGAACUCGAAGAAUCAACUGAGGAGGAAGGAGAAGAAAAGAGGAUUGAUGAGCCAAUACCAAACAUUGAAGAAGUAGAGAAGAUUAUAGGGUACACUUUCAAAGAACAGAGCUUGUUAUGUCAAGCAUUCAUACAUUCUUCAUAUCAUUCUCAUAAAUAUGAAUCAUAUGAACGGCUUGAGUAUGUGGGUGAUUCUGUACUGAACUUAAUGAUCACUAAACAACAGUAUUCAAUGUACCCCGACCUUCCGCCUGGGCUGUUGUCACCUUUACGUGCUGCCAAUGUUGAUACAGAGAAGCUUGCUCGCGUUGCUGUAAGACAUAAGUUCCACAAAUUCCUACGUCACAGUCAGCCUAUUCUAAGGAAAAGAAUCAGUAUAUUUAUUGAUGCUCUUCCAAAUUACCCUAUACACUCACAUGGACUUAUUGCUGCCCCAAAGGUCCUCGCUGAUGUGGUUGAAUCAACAAUUGGGGCUGUAUUCAUUGACAGCAAUGCUUCCCUUGAUAAAACCUGGGAGGUAACAAAGACACUAUUGGAGCCAAUAAUAACUCCAGAAAUGCUCGAAACAAAUCCUGUAAAGAAGCUAAAAGAAAUGUGCCAAAAGCAUAAGCUUAAAGUGGAGCUCGUAGAUCUCUGGGCAAAAAACAGAACUUGUGAAGUAUUAGUUGACAACCAAUAUAGAGGAAGAGGGAAGUGCCUUCAGAAGAAAGAGGUCGCACUGAAUAGAGCCGCAAGUGAGGCAUAUGAUGAAGUGCUUAGAGUUUUAGGUGAUACUAAGUCAUCAUAGUUUCGAGCCAUUGUCAAUCCCGAGCUCCACCAUGGUAAUUAGUUAGAUUGAAAUUUUAUGUGUAUUGCUAUGAGGAUGGGUUAGAAUGAGUUUGUAUACAUAUCGGUUGUGAUGCUUGUUGUUAUGAAUGGUCAUUUUUGUUAAAAUUUAUGUGAUUGCUUUUUAGAAUUUAGUUGGAGUAUUAUGUGUUUCGGACUGGGUUAGUCGGUGUCAAUUCAAGGUCUUGUAUACUUACCGGGAUUAUUCCAAGCAAAAGAAAGUCUUAUGAUUGCUUA
Cuscuta epithymum is the source of this 1247-nucleotide messenger RNA. Lineage: Eukaryota; Viridiplantae; Streptophyta; Magnoliopsida; Solanales; Convolvulaceae. The record is from the annotation of a GenBank genome assembly.